AUUCUAUGCAACUGUGAAGUGGUUCUGUUCUUCCUUGUUCCACAUGCAACAAUGGUGAAAUCCAAAUCCAAUUCCAAUUCCAAUAAGUCAAAGAAACCGGAGGACGUUGAGCUUAUCAAAUCCGACGUCGCCGCCUUCGCCUCCUUGAUCGGGCUUUCAAAUUCACAACCCGAUUCUGGUUUCAACGAUGUCGAUUUUCGCAGUGCGAAGCCAAACAAGCCCCCAAAGAAGCACCAAACACCUGAACAAGUUGUGCCCCAAAGUUCCCAGAAUCCAAAGAACAAGACUUUGGGCAAAAACAAUGGACCCCACGACAAGCGCAACCCCAAACCCGAACCGAAACCGAAACCCCCUGUGCUGUCACUGGAGAAUGAUUCCAACAAGGAAAAGGGGUUCAACAAGUUCAGGAACCUUCCCAAGCUUCCUUUGAUGAAGGCAAAUGGCUUGGGAGUGUGGUUUGAGGACAUGGCUGAGUUGGAAGGGAAGGUGGUGGGGGAAGGGAAGAAGGUGGAGGUAAAGAAUGUGGGAGAAUGGAAAGGGUUUGUGGAGAAGAAGAGGGAACUAGGGGAGAGGUUGAUGGCACAGUAUGCUCUUGAUUAUGAGUCAUCAAGGGGGCAGAGCAGUGAUAUUAAGAUGUUGGUUUCAACACAGAGGUCAGGAACUGCUGCUGAUAAAGUUUCUGCUUUUUCUGUGUUGGUGGGGGAUAAUCCAAUUGCUAACUUGCGUUCUCUUGAUGCUCUUUUGGGAAUGGUGACAUCCAAGGUUGGAAAGCGCCAUGCCUUGACAGGAUUUGAAGCACUGCAAGAAUUAUUUAUUGCAAGCUUAUUACCAGAUCGUAAAUUGAAGACCUUGAUACAGCGGCCCCUAAAUCAUAUUCCUGACACUAAAGAUGGUUACUCCCUUCUCCUUUUCUGGUAUUGGGAGGAAUGUUUGAAGCAGAGAUAUGAACGGUUUGUUGUUGCACUUGAAGAAGCAUCACGAGACAUGCUACCCGCUCUAAAAACCAAGGCAUUAAAGGCCAUAUAUGUGCUAUUGAGCCGGAAGUCAGAGCAAGAAUGCAGACUACUUUCCGCACUGGUUAAUAAACUUGGGGAUCCAGAUAAUAAGGCAGCAUCUAAUGCUGACUAUCACUUGUCCAACCUUUUGUCUGACCACCCAAACAUGAAGGCUGUGGUUAUUGACGAGGUGGAUUCUUUUCUAUUUCGGCCUCAUUUAGGACCACGUUCACAGUACCAUGCUAUUAACUUCUUAAGCCAAAUCCGUCACACAAAUAAAGGAGAAGGGCCAAAAGUGGCAAAACGUCUUAUAGAUGUAUAUUUUGCAUUGUUUAAGGUUUUAAUUACUGGUGCAAGCAGCAAUCAGAAGAAGUUUGAUAAAAGCGGCAAGGCAAACCCAAAAGAAGAAAAAUCAAAAGAGUUAUCAGAAUCACCUGUGGAAUUGGAUUCUCGGCUUCUAUCAGCUCUCUUAACUGGAGUGAAUAGAGCAUUUCCUUUUGUCUCAAGUAAUGAAGCUGAUGACAUUGUUGAUGUUCAAACACCAGUACUUUUCCAAUUGGUUCAUUCAAAGAAUUUUAAUGUAGGGGUUCAAGCACUGAUGCUUCUUGAUAAAAUUUCAUCCAAAAAUCAGAUAGCUAGUGAUCGGUAUUACCGUGCAUUGUACUCCAAACUUUUACUUCCGGCUGCCAUGAAUACUUCCAAGGCAGAAAUGUUUAUUGCACUUCUUCUGAGAGCAAUGAAAAGGGAUGUUAAUUUAAAGCGUGUGGCUGCAUUUUCCAAACGUCUAUUGCAGAUUGCACUACAGCAGCCACCACAAUAUGGAUGUGCAUGCCUAUUCCUUCUUUCUGAACUCCUUAAAGCCAGACCACCUUUAUGGAACGUGGUAUUGCAGAACGAGGCUGUUGACGAGGAACUUGAACACUUUGAAGAUGUUAUAGAAACUGACAAUGCACCUAGCACUGUAUCAAAUAAACAAAACAAUGAUGUUGAAGUUGUUCACAAUGGUGAGGAUGCCAAUGCUAACACCAGCUCUUCGGAAAGUGAAGAUGAUCUUCCUGCAUCUUCUGAAGAUGAUGAUGAUUCAGAUGAUGGUGCUUCAGAGGAUGGGUUUUUUUUGCUUGAAAAAAAUGAAACUGAUCAUAAGAAAUCAAAAUCUGUAUCUGAUAAUGAAGGCCAUCAGUCACAAUUAUCGGCCAAAAAGUCUACCCUGCCUGGAGGUUAUGAUCCACGACUCAGAGAGCCUUCUUACUGCAAUGCAGACCGUGUAAGUUGGUGGGAGUUAAUGGUGCUUGCCUCACAUGCACACCCUUCAGUUGCUACUAUGGCCAGAACUCUUCUUUCUGGGGCCAACAUUGUCUAUAAUGGAAAUCCUUUGAAUGACCUCUCUCUGACGGCUUUCCUAGACAAAUUCAUGGAGAAGAAACCAAAACAAAGCACAUGGCAUGGUGGUUCUCAGAUUGAACCUGCCAAGCAGAUGGAUGUUAACAACCAAUUGAUUGGGGCAGAAAUUCUUUCACUAGCCGAGGCAGAUGUACCUCCAGAGGACCUUGUAUUCCACAAGUUCUACACAAACAAAAUGAGUUCCACUUCUAAGCCAAAGAAAAAGAAAAAGAAGUCAGCUGAUGAAGAGGCAGCUGAGGAGUUGUUUGAUAUUGAUGAUGAUGGCGAGGUUGAUGGUGGUGAUGAGAGUGAUAAUGAAGAGAUUGAGAAUCUGUUGGAUUCUGCCGAUCCAUCUUUGGGGGCAGAUAGUGACUAUGAUUAUGAUGAUUUGGAUAAAGUAGCUGAUGAGGAAGAUGAGGACUUGAUUGGUGAUGAUUAUGAUGCAGAGAUAGAUAUACCCUCUGAUAUGGAAGAGGAUGAGGCUGAUGUUCCAAUUGAUGAUGAUGUUGUUGGAAGUGAUGACGAUGACAUUGAGGUUGGAGAUUUUGAUGAUGCCUCUGAUGGUGAUGUGGAGGAAGUUGUCAAAAGAAAACGAAAACAUAAAAGUGGUGGUAAGAGUGGUGUGUCUCCAUUUGCAAGCUAUGAAGAGUUUGAGCAUCUAAUGGAAGAUGAUGACCAUACUGAUAAAAAACCUACCAAAAAAAACAAGUCUGAUAAUGAACCUACCAAGAAAAACAAGUCUAAGAAAAGAAAAAAGUAAUCAGCUAAACUUCCCAAUAUAGAUACGGCUGUAGCCAGAUUCAGUGUUAGUAGGGCAUCAACUAAAUUUUGUUACCAGAUGUGAGAAAUUCAAAUGAGGCAAGUAUCGCCAUGUAAUUUGUAUCCUAUUAGUUUUAAUUGUUUCAUACUAGAUUUGUUUGUGGCUGUUUAACUUGAUGGCCCUGUAUUCAUCGGUAUUUCAAUUUGGCUGCAACAUUUGGGAAGUGUACUACAAAUUUUGUCAACCUAGAAUCAAAUUUUAAUGUUAGUGUUCAAAAAAUUGUUAUGCAGA
Messenger RNA from Cajanus cajan (pigeon pea), 3426 nucleotides. It is a transcript of the gene EDA25, whose product is annotated as CCAAT-binding factor. Gene Ontology annotation, cellular component: nucleus. NCBI's taxonomy places the organism in Eukaryota, Viridiplantae, Streptophyta, Magnoliopsida, Fabales, Fabaceae. The record is from RefSeq and is a predicted model, not a curated record.